This is a messenger RNA of Asterias rubens (European starfish), 4958 nucleotides long. RefSeq names its product hyalin-like. Gene Ontology annotation, cellular component: membrane. Lineage: Eukaryota; Metazoa; Echinodermata; Asteroidea; Forcipulatida; Asteriidae. Bases 114 to 3065 code for a protein of 983 amino acids. The transcript is spliced from 15 exons. The record is from RefSeq and is a predicted model, not a curated record. Gene Ontology annotation, biological process: G protein-coupled receptor signaling pathway; cell surface receptor signaling pathway. Gene Ontology annotation, molecular function: G protein-coupled receptor activity; calcium ion binding.
CCAGUUGCGUAUGUAAAAGAAAACGACGAGAACUUGGGUCUAUAUUUUCAGACUAAAAUAAGCUAGAAAUGAUUCUACUGUCUACUGCAGUCAAUUAAUCAUAACAAUUCAUCAUGAAGUUUAAACUCCUUUCCUUUUUAGUGCCUUUUCUGGUCCUUCGGAGUGGUACAUGCCGAUCCACUGGCGCACCAAGUCAGGCCUGUUCAUCUCUGACGCCAAGCCAUCCUGGAUCCUCACAGCCAAGCAAUACAAGUCCGUACCAACUAGAGCUGGUUUCUGGCAACACCUAUGCUGCGGGGGGAACAGUAACAGUUCGUCUUAGCGCCAACCCUAGCACGACCACCUUCAAGGGCGUCAUCAUGCAGGCCCGACAGGUCCUUGAUGGUUCUGUCGUGGGUUCUUGGCAGCUAUCAGGCAGCGAUUAUCAGCACCUUGCAUGCCCAGGAGAUACCGAUGGUCAAGGGACUAUCACACACACAGACGGACAGCUCGUCAAGACACUGCCGGUAACAUUCACUUGGAAUGCUCCAGUUCAGCUAGUUGGUGAUCUGGAAUUUCAGUUUUCGGUUGUCCAGGAAUACGUAACGUAUUGGACAAAUAUGAAGUCCUCCAUCGAUUCAUUUGAUUCAACACCACCAGUGGUAACCUGUCCAGCUGACGUUAGUUCUGAUGUUCCAAAUGGUACUUUUAGCAAGCAAGAGUCAUGGACUCUACCGACAGUAACUGACAACUCUGGAAGCUUCUUCUUGGUAUCAAGCACGUACAAUCCUAACGACUUUUUCCCUGUUGGUGAAACCACAAUAAUGUACACAUACAGAGAUGCUUCCAACAACAUCAAUACCUGCAGUUUUACUAUUACGAUUGUUGAAGUAACAAGCCCAACACCUCCUUGUCUUUCAAACCCAUGUCUGAAUGGGGCAACAUGUUGGACUGGAACUAAUAGCUAUUUCUGUCAAUGUGCUGCAGGCUUUACUGGAACAAACUGUGAUCAAGGGGCCUGUGUGCAGUCGUCAGUCGUUACAAGCAGUGGAAACCUGACUUUCCCACAGACUAGAAGCGGACAAACAGCCCAGACUGCUGAGAAUUGCUCGUCGGACACAUUCAGGGCUGGGAUGCCCCUGGCAACAAGAGAAUGUGUCGGAGAUCUGAUGACUGAGGCAGAGUGGCUUGAACCAGUCAUCACUGAUUGUUCCGAAGGUGGAGAUGUUAAUAAUCUUCUUGAUGGCUUGGCUAAUGUGGAAGUCACUCCUGAGAAUGUUGAUGAGAUAGUUAAAGAGACGGUCAGUCUGUCGUUAAAUUACUCUAGUAUCGAUGAGACUGGCAUACAGGCAAUCGCUGAAAUCUUGAACAAUAUCGUCAUGGUUGAAACGGCCUCGAUGAACGCUUCACCUGAGAUUGCAGCAGACAUUAUUGAGGUUGUAAGCAAUGUCCAGGAAGUAGACCAGGAGAUGUUUGACAAUCUUGGCAAUGACACCUCGCCUUCUCUCAUCAUACAAGCCCCGGAAACCUACAUCACCGCGCUACAGAUGAGUGGCAACCCAGCCAACAUCACUGAAAUACAGGAUAACAUCGCCGUCAUGGCAGUCGUCAUACCCCAGCAAUCCCUCCAAACUGGACUGGGGUUUGCCUCCAUCACUCAGGGAUCCGGGCUGGGGUCUCUGAAGACGGAGGACAUCUCAAUUUAUUAUGAGCCCAACAGCAUCCCAGUUGCUGAGGUCACAUCGUCAAUCUUGGUGCCUGCUGCAGUAUUAGACUACGUAACGCCAGGCGAGACAGUACCCAUCAGCUUCUUCCUGUAUCAGACCAGCAAGCUCUUCCGUUCCCCCUCAUUACAGGAGGCAGAGGACCCGGCAAAGUUAUUCCGUCGUGCUGUCGGCAGUCACGUCAUUGCUGCCACCGUUGAGGGAGUCAAUAUUAAGAAUAUGUCAAUGGAUCAGCCUGUCGUCAGUGCAUUCCUCCACCUCAAUGUCAGUGACCCCGAUGAGAUGACCAAUGGGUCCCAGUGCGUCUUCUGGGAUUUCUCGUUGAACGAUGGUUUUGGAGAUUGGUCAAGCGAGGGCUGCAGUAAAGCCCUAGUCAACAACACCAGGACGGUGUGUCACUGUAACCACUUGACGAGCUUUGCUGUGAUUGUGGAUAUCUAUGGCAACCAGGAGAAUGUUGUUUUAAGUAUCAUCAGUAAAAUAGGAUGCGCUGUGUCUGUCAUUGCCCUCGUCAUUACCAUCAUCACGUACCUCUACAUCAAGAAACUUCGCAACAAGCGCCCUCAGAAGAUCUUGAUCUGCUUCUCCUUCUCCCUUUUGGGGCUUUACCUCGUCUUCCUGACCGGUAUCGAAGCUACGAAGCCUGCAGUAGGGUGUACCAUCGUGGCGGUGUUAAUUCAUUUCUUCACUCUAGCUUCAGUUGCCUGGAUGGCCGUAGAAGCCACCAAUAUGUAUCUUCUCUUUGUGAAAGUACUCAACGCCAAUGUGUCACACUUCAUGCUGAUAGCGUCCGUCACUGCCUGGGGUUUGCCACUACUGGUUGUAGUCAUCAUCCUUGCUGUAGACCACACCAAUUACGGAACUGCCGAUUAUUGCUUCCUAAAGCCCGGCAACGCGUUUUACUUUGGCCAGAUCCUCAUCAUUGGGUUUGUACUGCUGUUCAACUUCAUCAUCUUCACUCUGGUCAUGCGCAGGUUGACAUGUGCCCGCAAGGGCCUCAGCUCUACCUCGGACAGGGGAAAUCGGGAUGAGACACUGCGACGUCUCCAGAAUGCUGUGAUCAUCUCGGUCCUCCUUGGUCUGACCUGGGUCUUCGGACUCUUGUCUCUCAUCGAGACGGCCAACUUUGUCUUCCAGAUCUUGUUCUGCAUCUUCAAUUCCCUCCAGGGGUUAAUGAUCUUCAUCUUGUUCUGUCUGAGACAGCAGGAGAUUUGCAAAGCUUGGAAGGCUUUCUUUAAAUGCGGAGACGAUCGCCAAGCCAAGUACAGUAACACAGCAGGCGCCACAAGCAGAGGCAAUACAGAUACUAAAACCAAAAGUACCAUACCACUGACCAAUCAAAGCACUAAUAGCACCAGUUAAAUACUACAAAACAGUGGUCAGGAGCUUUUUCUGGUAGGUGGUCAGGAGCUUUUUCUGGUAGGUGAUUUGUAUUGCUACCCCCUUCUGCCUCCGUGGUUCUGUUGUGUACUAUGUGCCUUAUCAAUGACUUCUUUAUACGGCUGUUUUAUUAAUCACAUUUAUGUAGAUAUUACAACAAUAUUAUUGGAAGCCUUAGGUGAUAUGUUUACAUCAAAACACAUGAGGCCAGCAGUCAUUAAAAGAGAUGAGCUAGAGUAAUAGUAACCGUAACGUUUAUUACAAUGCUGCCUUACAAAAGAAAUAAGACAAUAACGUACAUUUAUGUCGAAACAAGAAGAAGAGGAAGCAAUAUACGAUAGUAUAUGGUAAAUACGCAUCAUCACGUGACCCUUCUCGUGGUGACAUGAAAGGCGACUUUUCUAGGAUGAACGUGAGGUUAUUAACAGUGCCCACGUUCGUCCUUGAAAAAAUAAAAUACGCCAUUUGGAUGAGCCCACGGGGGUCGACCCAGGGAAGCUAAUCGAAUGCACCCAUACGUGUAGUUAAACAUAGUUAAAUACUUGCAGGGAAGUACUUGUUUGGUUGCAACGCCCCCCCCCCCCCAUGACUCGUUGUCUGCACAUGUUGACAAACCCUUUCCAUUGGUAUGAGUAAUUGUUUUGCAAUCUCAGUUGUUCACAUGGCUAGGUAUUGCCUGGGUUAUUUUAAAAUGAUUUGAUUGCCGAAUUAUGUAGUUGUUAUAAUUUGGUUUCAUCUUUCAAUAAUUUUGUACACAAAGACACAAAGGAUGCUGGCAGUUUUAUCCUGCCCCUUCCAAUAAAAUCACAGACCCUACUGAUGAACACCCCGAGUGUGUAUGGUAUGGUCCAGCUUUGGAUACCAUGGCAUAUGACCAGUGUCCUCGAUGUGGUAAGGACAAUGUCAAUAACAUCUGAUAUAACAGCAUGUCCUGCGACGGCCUUACUACUGGGUUUUAAGACAGGGACUCCGGAAAGUUCUGGUCAACAGACUGGAAUAUUUUAGAGGGUUUUAUCGAAAAUAUUAUAAAUUAUUUAUGAGCAUAGGAAAUAUGGAAAUAUUAUGUCGACAUCGUGUGAUUAUACGAGGACCAUUUUAGGGUUUUUUCUCGGUAUAAACAUACUACUUGUGUGGUUCAAAUAACUACGCAGACUUUUUAUAAUUCAGCUAGAUUGAACUAUGUACCACUUUUUGUUUUGCUCAGCAAAGUGCUAUGUGGUUCAAAUGUUACGCAUUGACUUUUUAUAAUUUUACCAGAUUGAACUGUGCACCACUUUUUGUUUUGCUUAGCAAAGUGCUAUGUGGUUCAAAUGUUACGCAUUGACUUUUUAUAAUUUAACCAGAUUGAACUGUACACCACUUUUUGUUUUGCUUAGCAAAGUGCUAUGUGGUUCAAAUGUUACGCAUAGACUUUUAUAAUUCAGCCAGAUUGAACUGUGCACCACUUUUUUGUUUGCUUAGCAAAGUGCUAUGUGGUUCAAAUGUUACGCAUUGACUUUUUAUAAUUUAACCAGAUUGAACUGUGCACCACUUUUUGUUUUGCUUAGCAAAGUGCUAUGUGGUGCAAAUGUUACGCAGACGCUUUAUAAUUCAGCUAGAUUGAACUGUGUACCACUUUUUUUUGCUUAGCAAAGUGCUAUGUGAUUCAAAUUUUACGCAGACUUUUUAUAAUUCAGCUAGAUUGAACUGUGUACCACUUUUUGUUUUGCUUAGCAAAGUGUUAUGUGGUUAAAAUGUUACGCAUACUUUUUAUAAUUCAGCUAGAUUGAACUGUGCACCACUUUUUGUUUUGCUUAGCAAACUGCUAUGUGGUUCAAAUGUUACGCAGACUUUUUAUAAUUCAGCUAGAUUGAACUGUGCACCACUUUUGUUUUG